This is a messenger RNA of Dovyalis caffra, 1692 nucleotides long. The record is from the annotation of a GenBank genome assembly. NCBI's taxonomy places the organism in Eukaryota, Viridiplantae, Streptophyta, Magnoliopsida, Malpighiales, Salicaceae.
AUGUCGAAGACAGAAGGAUCUGGCAUGAAGGAAUGUCAGAAAGCCUCCCAUACACAACCAGAAAAGAAAGAAGAGAGUUUUAGGCUUGUUAGCAGCCAGUGGUGGUGGUAUUGGCGGUGUGGAGAAAUAUACAAGAUGAUGAGCAAUAGCAAAUCCAACAAUAAUAGAGUAGUGAUGAAGAGCGGAAAGGCUGCUGGUCCAAAAGAGAUCAAUCAAGGCUUGAAGAAGGGGCCAUGGACGUCAGCAGAAGAUGCCAUCUUGAUAGAGUACGUGAAGAAACAUGGAGAGGGGAACUGGAAUUCUGUGCAAAAGAAUUCUGGAUUGAUGAGGUGUGGCAAGAGUUGCAGGCUCAGAUGGGCAAACCAUUUGAGGCCUAAUCUAAAGAAAGGUUCUUUUACACCCGAUGAAGAGAGAAUCAUCAUUGAACUUCACGCCAAACACGGUAAUAAAUGGGCUCAAAUGGCCUCUCAGUUACCAGGUAGAACUGACAAUGAAAUCAAGAACUACUGGAAUACCAGAAUGAAAAGACGUCAAAGAGCUCGUUUGCCUAUAUACCCUCAAGAUUUCCAAACAGAAGCAGCUGCAUUUCAUUUUCACCACCAAGAAAAAGACCGGCGAACACAACCCAAAUCUUCAUCUACUUCACUCUCCUCACUCCUCCCCUCUUCUCUUCGCAAUCUCUCUUUUUCACUCCUCGAUCCCGUCAAUAAUUUCUCCAUUCCCUUAAACCCUUUUCAGAAUCAUCCGAAUCCUCUUGCAUUUUAUUCCAAUCCGAGUCAUCAGUUAAAGUUGUUAGUCAAUGCCAACACUAACGAUGGCAGUUUACCAGUUCCAUCUCCGUCUCCUGUCUCGCUGUACGAGCAAUCAUCUCCUUCUACAAAUCUAUUUAAUCAAAACCAUACUAGGCAAGAAAACCCACUAAAUACACCACCAUCACUGUUCUGCAAUGAUGCAGAUAUGGAAAGUAAUAUGAGUUUUACUUCACUUAUGAUGGGAGCUCAAGUUCAACCAAUUGAUUUCAUACCUUCGGAGCUCUCUUCCUACCAAACACCACCAGGGCGAACAACUUCUUGCGGUGGUGCUUGUGUGGCGGAGGCAUCGGACAAAACCAAUGUCAAUGAGUACAGUCACAGUGAAACUGGCCAACAAGGAAUCGGAGGCGAUUGGAAUAAUAGCGGUUUGCUGGAUGCUUUAUUGCAGGAGGCUAAGACUAUAUCUUUUAAACGGAAAUCAAAUUGUGAGGACUUGAUGCUGGCAUCUUAUGAAGGGAAACGUGUGAUGGAUAGGACUAUAGAGGAGGAAGGUGUAGAGGAGGACGAUACCAAGCGUGUUAAAUUGUUGCUGAGAAAUGGUAGUGAAAAGCUCUCCGAUGAUUUGAGCUCGUGUCAAUCCUCAAAUAUAGGCAAUAAGUUGGUACCUGGUGAGACAAUGGAAAAUUCCAUUGUUUUAAUGCUUUUGCAUUACUCAGUGAUGAAUCCAAUCGAGGAAGCAGUUGAUCAGGAGAUGAAUUCCAUGGAUGAUGAUUUAAUCAGCCUGCUUAACAACUUCCCAUCAUCCGAGCCACUCCCAGAGUGGUACCGUCAAAGUAGAAAUGAUCAGUCCUAUUCCAAAAGACUGUCAUACUGUGGGAUCAAUGGUGACAAUAGAGACCUACUCGACAUUCAGAAAGAUACUUCAUCUCUCAUGGCUUGA